Plodia interpunctella (Indianmeal moth) is the source of this 2266-nucleotide messenger RNA. It is a transcript of the gene RanBP3, whose product is annotated as Ran binding protein 3. Bases 349 to 1593 code for a protein of 414 amino acids. Lineage: Eukaryota; Metazoa; Arthropoda; Insecta; Lepidoptera; Pyralidae. Gene Ontology annotation, cellular component: nuclear pore; cytoplasm. The transcript has 6 exons. The record is from RefSeq and is a predicted model, not a curated record. Gene Ontology annotation, biological process: protein export from nucleus. Gene Ontology annotation, molecular function: GTPase activator activity.
CAAAAUGAUUUGUUAAUUUUUGUUUUUUAUACAGAAUCCCAACAGAUUUUAAAAGUAUCAGUCAUUAUUGCAGUAUAAGUUUUAUUACUUUUAUCUGCUAAAGUCUGUCGCGGAGUCUGACCAUGCUGCAUCAUCAACGAAAUUUUUUGUUUGAUUUUUGAUUCCAUUUUGGUCGAUUGUUUUUUUGGUUAUUCCUGGUUCUAUAAGUUCUGUAGCACUUACAAGAUCAAGUGUACAGUUUAUUUCGUAUACUCACCUUUGCAUAAAAUUCAAUUAAAACAUUCGGUGAUUUGUCAAAGUUGAGUGAUCUUCACUUCAAAACAAGGGCGUUCUGUAGGUAAAACACCAAUGGAGGAUUUUUGCAAUGGUUCAUCCCAGUCACGGGUAGUGCUUGCAAAGCCUCGUUUGGGGGGUAUCGGCUCCUCUGGGUUUGGUUCCAGUUCUUCUUCGGGUUCCAGCAAAAGCUGCAAUCCAAUUGGUUCAGUAUUACGUCCACCCCAGUUGAAGCCAGGCAACAACCCAUUCCUCAAAGCCACUGAGCCAUCAGAAGACUCUGAACCCAAAACUGAACCAGAAAACUCCACAAAAGAGACAAAGGAAGAUAUUCCCAAGUUCGUGCCAUUGGGUUCUUCAAAUGUUACUCCAAGGACAGCUAAUCCUGUGCCAGCACCAGCACAGCCAGCGAGUUCAUCUUCUAGUUUUGUCUUUGGUCAAAAUUUGAGUGAAAGAGUGGUCAUUAAUGAGAAUUUAAACAAUGGGGAAGCCUCCUCGUCGGAACAUAGCUCAACAAAUGGCACCUCGGAGUUAUUGUUCACCAGUGCCGCUGCAUCUGUUAAGGACAAUGUACAAGAGAGCCGCAGCGGCGACAGCGCGGCGGGGCUGGCGCGCGCGGCGGCGGAGUACGAGCGCUCGCACGCGGCGCCGCCGCCGCCCGCCGCCGCGCCCACCGCCACCGGCGAGGAGGACGAGACCAACGUCGCCCAGAUCUCAUGCCGGCUGUUCGCGUGGGAAAGCGGAAGUUGGCGAGAGCGCGGCCGCGGCGUGUUACGGCUGAACGACUCCACCAACGGCGGGCCUCCGCGCCUCGUCGCCCGCGUGGCCGGCUCCCUGCGCGUGGCGCUCAACACCAGGGUGUGGCCCGCCAUGGUGGUGGAGAGGGCCGCGGCUAAGUCCCUCAGGAUAACCGCGGCUGACUCGCAGAAUCAGAUCAAAUUGUUCCUCAUUAUGGGUGCGCCAGUAGACAUCGCGCAUCUACAUAGAGCUUUACAAACGCGGAUCGCGAUCAGCAAGAGGACGAGCUCAGAAUUCAGUUCGCAGAAAGCGGAGUCGCGCCUUGAGCCCGAACAGGACUACCCCGACAGCGGCGGCCUGCCGCACGACGACCACACGAGUGACCAGAUCAGUGACCACAAUAGUGAUGCUACUAGUGAUGCUGCCGGAGACGCAGCAGGCAACGACAGACUAACCGAUGAACAAAAGACUGACGAAACCAUAGACACCACAGAUAAAGAAUCAAAGACACUAAAACGGAAAGAACCCGCUGGCGACGAAACAUCACCCAAGAGACAGUGCCCUGAAAUUGUAAUCGAGUGAUAACAGUGUAAAAAUAAGUGUAAAUGAGGACAUGGUCUUAUUUUAUUGAAGCUCUGGGUCAUUUGUAAAUGAGAAAGUGUAGAAAUAUUUAUAAUUAAAUUUAAUAUAGCAUAAUGCAACAUUGUUGAUUAUUAUUAUUGAGGGGUCCAUAAUAGCAAUAUUUUAUCAUACAAGCAACCCAGAUAAAGUAAAUUGUCUUUCUUUCGGUAUCUUCUCAAAUUGUAGGGUUUAUGCAAUUAUUAAAGUUUGUCUCAAUGGGGGAUCCUUUUCUCAGAUCAGAUUUAUAAAAUUGGACCUUAUUUUUACCUUAUUAUUACGUGCUAAAAAAGGACAUGUAACAUGUUCUCACAGAUAUUAGGAUAUUAUUAUAUGUAAUGUUAUAUCUGUGCAUGUUCAGUACUCCAACAAGUGUGUAUUAUAUAACUAUUUUUAAUUUGUGAAAUAUUUCUUUACAUUUGAAAUAUUUCUUUCAAUUCUUCAGAUUCACAUAAUAUUUUUGUCGGUUAUUAUCACUGCUGUAUUUAUUUUAGAAUAUAUUUGGCCAGCAGAUGUAAUUUUCACAUUCCAAUUUUGCAAGUGAACGCUUCGCAAACGGGAUCGGCCGGAGUUGAAUACCAAAUGCUAUUGUGGUUUAUUUCCAAUAUGUCAAUAAACAUAAUUUUGUAGUACAUAA